AUGGGCGCUGUUACUGGAUUGGUGUUUCCAGAUCAUGUGGUUCUAAUUUCGGGUUCUCUCGUGGAUCCAGGUGUUGCGACACUCAUUCGUGGUGGAUCAAUCCCAUAUCCCCGUGUGUCCUCUACGUCUCCCACGUUAUUAUUUACAGUUCCUGAAAACGAACCAAUCACACGGUCUCAUCCCCCACCGCCUCCUCCCCCUCCCGAUGUACUCAAGGCUCCCCUUUCUGCUUCCCGAUCAGCUGGAACCAAAUCGCGUACUCCCAGCAGGUCGUUAAAAGAUGAAACUGUGAUCAGUCGGUACGGAUCGCUUGUGUUUCACAAUUACUGUCCUUCUUCUGCUGCCUCCUCCAAUUCACCAAGCCUUCGAAUCAACGAUUCUGUCAUUGGUGCCACUCACAAUAUUACCGAACGCCUCCCGAAGCAUCGAGCUCGGGAGGUCCAACAGGCGGAACUACUGCAUUUGGAGGACGCGGCACAGGCCCAUAGGCGUCUGGGUCAGGAAAUUUGCCAAAUGAAGGGUCGUCCUCCUCAUAAAAUUGCUCAAUCCACCCAGCUUAACUCAGUGUUUCAACAAAUCGUGCUCGCUCAGCCCUCUGAACAAUCGUCACCACAACAAUGCUUCGUAUUCUCAAGCCCAGCCCAUUCCCUCCACCAGGCACUGGUGCCGCCCCCACCAUCAUCAGUGUCCCCUCCACCGCCUCCUCCUCCUCCGGCACCCCCUCCGCCUCCGAUCCCACGUAAAUUCUCCACUCAGCUCUUUCCAACCAGCCAUAUUUUUGGGAACGGUAGUGCGACCGUAUUAACCUUGAACAAUGGCCGCUCGAUGGCAGAUGCAGUGACGCAGCAAAUUCACAGUCAGCCUCGACAGCAGCAGCAGCAGCAGCAUCGAGUUCUGGGCUUGGCUCCUGCUGCCUCUCUCUUAACGACCGCUCGGUCAGGCAGUUCAACUGAGUCGGUAGGAAAGGUUGCUUCUCUGGAGGAAAUCGAAUCGGUGUGGCUAGAUCUUCGGCGUCUUCAACAAGAUAUCACUGAAGAAGCAUCACGGAUAGGACUCAACAUUUAUUCCAGCGAUGGAUUUCCAGGAGCCUUCACCGUAGCAACUUCAAGUGAAGUGGAACCAAAUCAUCCGACUUGUCAGCGGUUGAAUCAGCUGGUGAAGGAGCAUGCCAAUCUCUGCUCCCUUGCUCGUCUUCUCAUCUCCGACCGUCUGGAGUUUUUGGACGAAACCGAUCUCUUUCUUCUUCACCGCGAGAGGCCAGUAGAAAAAGAUAAGGAGACUCUUGAUGACAGCAUCGAUGUAAGCUGCAAUAGCAGUUUACCUGUCGAUACGCAGAAGAAGUCAGUGGGAUCGGAACUAGAGCGUAGUUUGCUGCAAUCCUACUUGUGCCGUUUGGGUGGUAACUACUAUCAACGCGGAGCAGCUCGCGCCCGUAGGGCUCGCCAACUCUCUUAUCUAGCCUCAUCGGGGACACCUCUUUCUUCCGAUCCUAUUGGCGUCAGUUCUAAUACUGCGCUGCUGCAGACCUUCUGGCGUAAUAGCACAAUCCUUCCUGCCCAUUCAGAAAACAUAUUCUAUCAACAGCAGACCAGCCAACCUGUUUCUCAGAAAAUGAAUGGGAACAUUGUGAAAUUGCCCUCAGCCACAGAAGCAUGGAUGGAUCAAUUAUGCACCUCUACUGCAAUCCAAACUACUUUUAAUCCAGUGUCAUCAUCACCUUCAACGGCAACAGUAGCUUCAGUUCCGGCCCCAAUCCUUCACACCACUUCUUCUAUGCCAGCGAAUCUACAUCUUGUUAACGCACCCGCCACCAUGGUUCUGAGUUCUGCUAUGACCGAUCCCUUCUUCCCUGCACCCCCAACCGCUUCUGUUACCAACGCCGCAUCUGCUAGCAAUGGAGGACAGGGAGAAGUAGCUGUCUUUCUCCCUUCCACGAGUGGCAGUUCUAGCAGUUCUGGGCCAGUCCUCACUGCUGAGGGUUCUUCUUGCUCCAUUCCUACCUCCUCAAAUGGCCAAAUAGCCGAACCAACUCGAGACACCCUCAUGGCUAUGGAGUUCUCUCCAACUGAUCUUAACGACAUACCAUCGCCACCAAGAGCGGAGACUCAUGAUAUCUCCGAUGUACAGGACUUCCUCAGCGCAUUUCCCUUAGAUGAGGAGGUGAUGGGAUUCGGCGCUGCCUCCCCAGUUAUCCCCUCGACUACUACUGUCACUUCUUUUGACUCGGAGCUUUCUUCUGACCCUCAUUUAUUCGUACCACCAGACGCAGAUCUCUUGUGGCGCCAGGGUCUCAUGGACAUAUCAUAG
This is a messenger RNA of Hydatigera taeniaeformis, 2307 nucleotides long. The record is from the annotation of a GenBank genome assembly. NCBI's taxonomy places the organism in Eukaryota, Metazoa, Platyhelminthes, Cestoda, Cyclophyllidea, Taeniidae.